This is a messenger RNA of Paramormyrops kingsleyae, 3045 nucleotides long. RefSeq names its product TLC domain-containing protein 5-like. Lineage: Eukaryota; Metazoa; Chordata; Actinopteri; Osteoglossiformes; Mormyridae. The record is from RefSeq and is a predicted model, not a curated record. Gene Ontology annotation, cellular component: membrane.
CCGUAAAUCACUUCUGCGGCGUUGCCCCUCCCGGUGGCAAUGGCAACUUUAUUUAUAACCUACUUUACACACAACGAAGUUGACCAAAGUGCUACAAGUGUAUCAGAAUACGAAUAAAAGCCAAAAAUAAACUAAAAAUCACACGCAGUUGUUUUGAACGCCAGUAGAUGUCGCCAAAUAUUUUUUUUUAUAUAUACACACACACACUUGGAUGCACAUCUCAAGAUGGUUGUAAACUGCCCAUCCCACUUGGUUAAUAACCUGCCAGCAGCAAUGAAAGGAUAUGACAUCAUUAUCGGUGGCGUGCAGCCUGGUGUGUUGGGUGCUCCUUUACACCUGCCUCUGUCUCCACAACAGCCGCCGCAGCUAUGAGUGGAACUGUCGGCUGGUCACUCUGCUCCACGGGAUCCUCUGCGUGUGUGUGACAGCCUACAUAGGCUUCGCCGACGGCCCCUGGCCCUUCACACACCCAGGCGUGGAGAACACGGCGCUCCAGGUCGCCGCCAUGUCCCUCAGCCUGGGCUACUUCCUGUUUGACAUGGGCUGGUGCAUAUACUUCCACACGGAGGGACCAGUGAUGCUGGGCCACCAUGGCUUAAGCAUCCUGGGCAUCCUGUUGGCGCUGGGCUUGGGCGAGUCCGGCACCGAAGCAUGUGCCGCCCUGUUCGGCACCGAGAUCACCAACCCCCUGCUGCAGGCGCGGUGGUUCCUGCGGCAGAUGGGACGCUAUGAGGGGCUGGCAGGUGACGCCGUGGACCUGCUGUUUGUGGCGCUGUUCACGUCCGUACGCAUCGGCGUGGGCAGCUGGAUGCUCUACUGCGAGCUCGCCUCCCCCAGGCCGUCGCCGCUGAUGAAAGCCGGUUCUGUCGCCAUGUACGUGCUCUCGUGGGUGUUCAUGGUGGACAUCGCUCGCUUCGGUUUCCGGAAGAGCAGGGCCAGAUACCGGACGUGGAAGGAGCGGCGUAGGAUGCUGGAAGUCAACGGGAACCCUGGGAAGGCUGACUGAAACUGAGCUUAUGUACUGAGAGGUGAUACGGCUUCAUUGCUGUUGGGAAAGCAGUAAGGAAAAGCUAUCCGAAAAGGAGGGAAGAUUUUGGACAGUGACGUAAACAAUUUUUCUUUGAUCUGAAUUAAAGCCGUAAAGUUCAUCGUUCCCAUAUGUCACGUGUAUCUUAGGCUGUUUUAUGGAACAAAGAAGAGCUUGAAUCUUUCAUUGGAGGUUUGCUUACUGCUAGCUUCUUUAGUAAAUUCCAUUUUGAAAGGCUUAUUAUUGCAUAUCCUAGUAGCUGACCUCCUUAGGACAGCGAUGUGAACUCAGUCCUGUGAGGCCUGCCACACGUCUCCCUCUGCUGACACCAUGUCACUGUCAUUGAAUGACAAAGCUCAUUUAUGGGAAUGCAGUUCUUGGUUUCACCCACAUUGUUCUAAGUGCUCAGCCAUCAUCAGUGUGUAUGUGGGGGGGCACCCCUGCUAAUGUGGUGGCACAUCAGUGAUUUUUGGCCCUGAUCUUCAGUCUAGGGCAUUGUUUCCCAACCCAUUCCUCAGGGACCCCCAUCCAGUCUGCAUUUUUUGUCCCUCGCAGCACCUGGCCAGUGGGGAACACUGGAUAUCUGGUAUAGGAGCUGAGAGACUGUGAAAAUGAGGCCCUGUCUGGGGGUCCUUGAGGAUUGGGUUGGGAAACCAUGGUCUAGAGUAUUUCUUGUUUUGACUGGUGCAUAACUGGGGAAACCAAAGGGUCUUCAUUUGGGAUAAACAAAACCAAAUUUUCAUAUGUUCUUAUUAUCCAGGACAGGAAUGAACAGUUAUGCCACCAUUAACUGGUUCUUUAUUUGGUGUAAAACAAGUUUGAGAAACACUCAUCUUUCGUCAGCUACCAAACAUUUUUGCCUCAUUACGCCGUAUCACUGUUUUGUCAUGAUUAAUGUGUCAAAAGGAGAGAAAUGUGAUCUUAAUACCAAGGAAGACUGUUUCAUAGUGACAGGAAAGACAAAAUUACUUAACAUGAAAGUUACAACUUUUAUGUGUCUUGAUAAAAUAGGUUAUCAACUGUUAAUCAGUGACAGGUGACAGGUGUCAACACUUUGUUUACACUUUAUUUAAUAGUUAUUAGUAAAUACUAGUCUCUUUAAGCAUUUAAAUUCAACUAAUGUGUAACAUAAAUUGUUUUUGACAGAAAUAGGUUUUUUAUUAAUAUAAAAUAUAUCCAUUACUUUCAGCUAUUCCUAUAAAUGCAACUGAAUUAUUGACCACGUUAUGUAUACUUUUAAUGUACAUUUAUGCAUUAUUGUCAUGCUAGUUUUUGUCAGUUGUCAUUUUCCCGGUAAAUGUUUGAUGGAAACCUCUUAUAUUCAAUGUAGUAUUUAAUGCAACCGGUAGAUGGCAAUAAACCCAAACUUUAUUGCUGAACAUUGUAAUCCGAGCGCGAAAAUUGUAGAUGAUAAUUAUAUAGGACAAAUUUCUAUUCCAUUUUCUUUAAAGAUGGAAAAUAGUCGUACCAAUUUGACCUAUUUAUGUUUACUAGCGCCAUUAGUGAAUAUAAGUGUUAGAACUAUUAUCAAAAAGUCCAUAGUAGUGAACAAAAAACCACUAGGCUGAAUUUUCCUUCAACUGAGUUCGGAGAUAAACCUUUGCCCAGAAAAGUGUAAAACUAGGUCAGUAUAAGAACAGUUGAACUAAUGAUAUACUGCAAGGUCGCUUUCAGUCUAGUAGGGUAAGACACAUGUUGAGACAAAAACAUUUGUUUCCAGUUAUAGUUUGGUACAGUAAGCAAAUAUUGACAAUUUGUACAGGACCCAUUAGGAGACUAAUUGCUGCUAAUUACACAAAUCUUACAUCUCUAAAUUUAUGUGCAUAUUCAAAUUUAGAUUAGGUUUGUUGAAGUCACUUGGAUAAAAUGAUUAAAUGCUAUAAGUCUACAUAGUUUUAUUAAUCAUGAACUGUGUAUGUGAAAAGCUUCCAAAUAAAUUCAUUGAUGCGAUGAUGUGUAUUAUUUUAAAUGCCACUUCUGUCUAAAAUGUCAUUAAAAAAUUUUUUUGCUUUAAAGAA